GUUCGCUUCUCUGUCCAUAAAGCUGUCAAGGAACCUUCAGCAUCCAGGCUUGCCAAGAACUUUGAGCGGAGUGCAAGAUGUCAGGUCGAUCUAAGCAGUGCUGCUGGAAGUGAACCAUCAACCGUACCCACGUACUGCGUCCUCAUUGAGUAUAGCAUAAGUCGCGGUGAUGGGCGGCAGGCGUGGAUGGACUUGGGCAAGUUUCUUGUGACUAUAUACCUUGAAAUCUCAGAAACAAUGAUAUCUUUCAGCCAUUGCUCGUUGCAGCUACGCUGUCCGACACGGAAGGACCAAAUCGAUCAAGAACACAAUGAUGGCACCCGGAGCAACCGAUUCCUCACACAGCUAUUGGAACUCCUCCAGUUAUUCGUUCGCAUCCAGCACUACUGUUCAGCAGGGUUCUCUAAGCAAAACCCACCGCCCUGGAGCCUGCAUUCAACGUUCAGGACUUACCAGGUGGAGCUAGAACAAUUAGUGCUACAACGACUGGAACAACUCCAUCCCGGAUCAUCUGAGGACGAGCAUUUGCCACAGGAACAGCGCACUCAGAGUGCCAUGUGUUCCCUGAUUUGGCACUGCUGUGUUAUCUGCUUGAACCGAACCUUUCUCCCAAUUACAGAGAGAACCAUGCUCGACGACGUAAAUUCGGGAGCAUCUUCCAGACAACUUAACUUUCCAGCUGCACCACAGCUUUUUGUUGAGGAGAGACUGAGUCGCUGUCAGGCAAGCGCAGUAGCCAUCUGCACCAUCUGCAAAGAAUUGGUGUGGCAAGGAGACUUCUUUCGGAGUGCAAUUGUCCUGGUCAACUAUCUUCACCGUGCCCCAAGGCCCCAUAGUCCUUGGAUAGCAGACACCCUGAAGUUUCUUUUCGUUGCUUUAGGGGCUGCGAGCAGUUUUUAUACUCCCGCAAAUGAUUGGAUUAAAGUCUUGAUCCGGGUCCACGAUAUCAACAUUCCCCUGAAACACGUCAGUGGCUCCCCUGUGGAAGAUGUUUUCUCAACCUACUUCAGCAGAUAUGUAGAUAUUAAGGAGCCGAAGUGGGUGCCGCUUAUCCCCAGUAGCGUGUCAGACGCUCAAGGAAGAGUUGGUGAGGACAUCUUAAGCGGUCAGGGAGAUCAUCGACCCAUUGUUGAUAAAGCUCAGAUUGACCCUGGUCACGACUCUCAAUGUAAAGGAAAUUGGCUUCACAGUUAUGCUCGUCAUCUUUCGGAGGAUAUAGAGCCCGACAGGCAAGACGGCAUAGAAUCCGCUCACUUAGGCACAGAAGAUGGCGAUGCAUUGGAAUUUCACGGUGGAAAGAAUACCGGCGAUCCCCUUGGGUUGGCGGGAGGCUUAUUAGAGUCAUCUGAAGCAAUUACGCCGUCUAUGUCUCAGACGAGUAUGACGAGCCAAAGUAUGGAUGCAGGAAAAGGCUCCCUCGUUGAUCCAAUAGGUCUUGUCGACUCGCUUACAGAUCCUUUCGCUUUUGCCGAGCUCUCUGGAUAUAAGGAAGAUUUUGACUCCCGACUGCUAAGACAGCUCAUGACAGGAAGCAACAGUCUGUGGGCGGAGAUGAACAUAAACUUUAGCAGUGGCGAAAAUCCCUUCAUGUAG
This is a messenger RNA of Colletotrichum gloeosporioides, 1593 nucleotides long. RefSeq lists its product as uncharacterized. The record is from RefSeq and is a predicted model, not a curated record. Gene Ontology annotation, cellular component: nucleus. NCBI's taxonomy places the organism in Eukaryota, Fungi, Ascomycota, Sordariomycetes, Glomerellales, Glomerellaceae. The transcript has 4 exons. The annotation marks the transcript as partial.